AUGGGGUCGCAGGUGUUGCAGAUCCUGCGCCAGGGGGUGUGGGCCUCGCUCACCGGCGGUUGGUUCUUCGACCCGCACCAGAGUACCUUCUCCAACUGUUUCCACCUCUAUGUAUGGAUCUUCUUGCUCACCUUUCCCUUCUUGCUGUACAUGGUCCUGCCCCCCAGCCUGCUGGUGGCUGGUGUGUACUGCCUUGUGGUGGCUGUCAUCUUUGCAACCAUCAAGACCGUGAACUAUCGGCUACAUGCCAUGUUUGAUCAGGGUGAGAUUGUGGAGAAACGCAACUCUACGAUGGGAGACCCUGAGGAGGAGCCUGCCCAGGGGGACAGCAGUCCGCCCAGGGACCCAGGAGUGGAGAUGACGGUAUUUCGGAAAGUGAGUUCCACACCCCCAGUACGCUGCAGCUCCCAGCAUUCUGUGUUUGGCUUCAAUCAGGUCUCGGAGCUGCUGCCCCGGAUGGAAGACUCUGGGCCCCUCAGAGACAUUAAGGAGCUGGUGCGGGAGCAGGGCAGUAACAACGUGAUCGUGACCUCAGCCGACCGGGAGAUGCUGAAGCUUAGCUCACAGGAGAAACUGAUUGGAGACCUUCCCCAGACGCCCCCGGGGGCUGCCGCAGACCCCUCCCUCCCCAGCACGGACUCUUCAGAGCAUUCUCCCCUGGCUGGCGACGGAGCACCCUGGAGUAUGAGCAGCGUGGCUGACACGCCCAUGAGCCCCUUACUGAAGGGGAGCCUCAGCCAGGAGCUGAGCAAGAGCUUCCUGACCCUGACCCGGCCUGACCGGGCCCUGGUGCGGACCAGCAGUCGGCGGGAUCAACGCCGGGGCUACCAGCCCCUGGACCGGCGGGGCUCGGGCGAGCCCAUGCCCCAGAAAGCUGACUCUUCCGAUUCCUGCUUCAGCGGCACUGACAGGGAGACGCUGAGCAGCUUCAAAAGUGAGAAGACCAAUUCCACUCACCUGGACAGCCCCACGGGUGGGCCGGCCCCCGAGGGCAGUGACACAGACCCACCCUCGGAGGCUGAGCUGCCGGCCUCCCCUGAUGCUGGGGUCCCUUCAGACGACACCCUGCGCUCCUUUGACACAGUCAUUGGAGCAGGGACGCCACCGGGCCCGGCCGAGCCGCUCCUGGUUGUUAGGCCCAAGGACUUGGCCCUGCUGCGGCCCAGCAAACGGCGGCCACCCAUUCGGAGACACUCCCCGCCCAGCCGUGCCCCUCACCGGCCCCUGCUCGAGGGCGGGGGAUUCUUUGAGGAUGAGGACACCAGCGAGGGGAGCGAGCUGAGCCCGGCGUCCAGCCUGCGCUCACAGCACCGCUACAGCACUGACAGCUCCUCAUCCACCUCUUGCUACUCCCCUGAGAGCUCCCGGGGCACGGCAGGGGUGCCCCGGAAGCGGCGGGCCCCCCACGGGGCUGAGGAUGGGGCCGCCGUGCCCCCUAAGCGACCCUAUGGGACCCAGCGGACUCCCAGCACCGCCAGCGCCAAAACGCAUGCCCGGGUGCUAAGCAUGGAUGGGGCGGGGGGUGAUGUUCUCAGGGCCCCCCUGGCUGGCUCCAAGGCUGAGCUGGAGGCCCAGGCGGGGGUGGAGUUGGCCGCUGGGGAAUCCACUGUGCUGCCCGCCGAGGCCUGCAGGGGACCCGCUGCCAACCAACCUGGCUGGCGGGGGGAGCUGCAGGAGGAAGGAGCCGUGGGGGGAGCUGCCGAGGAGUCAGGCAAACGGGACCACUCAAGCAACGUGAGGCGGACCCAGGCAAUCCGCAGGCGCCACAAUGCAGGCAGCAACCCCACACCACCGGCCUCCGUCAUGGGUUCACCCCCCAGCAGCCUGCAGGAGGCUCAGCGGGGCCGGGCAGCCUCUCACUCGCGGGCACUGACGCUGCCCUCUGCCCUGCACUUUGCCUCCUCGCUGCUGCUCACCCGCGCUGGCGCCAACGUGCACGAGGCCUGCACCUUCGACGACACCUCUGAGGGGGCCGUGCACUAUUUCUACGACGAGAGUGGUGUGCGGCGGUCCUACACCUUUGGUCUGGCUGGAGGGGGCUACGAGAACCCCGUAGGGCAGCAGGGGGAGCAGGCAGCCAACGGAGCCUGGGACCGCCACUCACACUCCUCCAGUUUCCACUCGGCCGAUGUCCCUGAGGCAGCAGGUGGUCUGAACCUACUGCAGCCGCGGCCUGUGGUGCUGCAGGGCAUGCAGGUGCGGCGGGUGCCGCUGGAGAUCCCGGAGGAGCAGACGCUAAUGGAGGAGGCGCCGCCCCGUGCCCAGCACAGCUACAAGUACUGGCUUCUUCCCGGCCGUUGGACCUCUGUGCGCUACGAGCGGCUGGCCCUGCUGGCCCUGCUGGACCGGACGCGGGGGAUGGUGGAGAACAUUUUUGGUGUCGGGCUGAGCAGUCUUGUCGCCUUCCUGGGCUACCUGUUGCUGCUCAAGGGCUUCUUCACGGACAUCUGGGUCUUCCAGUUCUGCCUGGUCAUCGCCUCCUGCCAGUACUCCUUGCUCAAGAGCGUCCAGCCUGAUGCUGCAUCUCCCAUGCACGGCCACAACUGGGUGAUUGCGUACAGCCGGCCUGUCUACUUCUGCAUCUGUUGCCUGCUCAUCUGGCUGCUGGACGCCCUGGGCUCGGCCCAGCCCUUCCCACCUGUCUCCCUCUAUGGCCUCACGCUCUUCUCCGCCUCCUUCUUCUUCUGUGCCCGUGACGUGGCCGCUGUGUUCACCUUGUGCUUCCCGCUCGUCUUCCUCCUGGGCCUCCUGCCCCAGGUCAACACUUGCCUCAUGUACCUGCUGGAGCAGAUAGAUAUGCACGGCUUUGGGGGCACAGCUGCUACCAGCCCGCUCACCGCGGUCUUCAGCCUCUCCCGCAGUCUGCUGGCUGCUGCCCUGCUCUACGGCUUCUGCCUUGGGGCCAUCAAGACUCCUUGGCCGGACCAGCACGUCCCCGUCCUCUUUUCAGUCUUCUGUGGCCUCCUGGUGGCGCUGUCUUAUCACCUGAGCCGGCAGAGCAGCGACCCCACCGUGCUCUGGUCACUGAUCCGGAGCAAGCUCUUCCCCGAGUUGGAGGAGCGGAGCUUGGAGACGGCCCGGGCUGAGCCCCCAGACCCGCUGCCAGACAAGAUGCGCCAGUCGGUGCGUGAAGUCCUGCACUCGGACCUGGUGAUGUGCAUGGUGAUCGCUGUGCUCACCUUCGCCAUCAGCGCCAGCACCGUCUUUAUCGCUUUGAAGUCGGUGCUGGGAUUCGUGCUGUACGCACUGGCUGGGGCCGUGGGCUUCUUCACACAUUACCUGCUGCCACAGCUCCGCAAACAGCUGCCCUGGUUCUGCCUCUCGCAGCCUGUGCUGAAGCCGCUGGAGUACAGCCAGUACGAAGUGCGCGGUGCUGCACAGGUGAUGUGGUUUGAGAAGCUGUACGCUGGCCUGCAGUGUGUGGAGAAGUACCUCAUCUACCCCGCCGUGGUGCUCAAUGCCCUCACAGUGGAUGCCCACACUGUCAUCAGCCACCCGGACAAGUUCUGCCUCUACUGCCGGGCACUGCUGAUGACUGUGGCUGGGCUGAAGCUGCUGCGCUCAGCCUUCUGCUGCCCACCCCAGCAGUACCUGACUUUGGCCUUCACCGUCCUGCUCUUCCACUUCGACUACCCGCGCCUUUCCCAGGGGUUUCUGCUCGACUACUUCCUCAUGUCCUUGCUCUGCAGCAAGCUAUGGGACCUGCUGUACAAGCUGCGUUUUGUGCUGACCUACAUCGCGCCCUGGCAGAUCACCUGGGGCUCGGCCUUCCAUGCUUUUGCCCAGCCCUUCGCUGUGCCACACUCGGCCAUGCUGUUCGUCCAGGCCCUGCUCUCGGCGCUCUUCUCCACUCCGCUCAACCCCCUGCUGGGCAGUGCUGUCUUCAUCAUGUCCUACGCGCGGCCCCUGAAGUUCUGGGAGCGCGACUACAACACUAAACGUGUGGAUCAUUCCAACACCCGCCUGGUCACACAGCUGGACCGGAACCCCGGCGCGGACGACAACAACCUCAACUCCAUCUUUUACGAGCACUUGACACGCUCGCUGCAGCACACACUGUGUGGGGACCUGGUGCUGGGCCGCUGGGGCAACUACAGCCCCGGAGACUGCUUCGUCCUGGCUUCUGACUACCUCAACGCCCUGGUGCACCUCAUCGAGGUCGGCAAUGGUCUCGUCACCUUCCAGCUGCGUGGUCUGGAGUUCCGGGGCACGUACUGCCAGCAGCGUGAGGUGGAGGCCAUCACGGAGGGCGUGGAGGAGGAUGAAGGCUGCUGCUGCUGUGAGCCAGGCCACCUGCCGCGGGUCCUGUCCUUCAAUGCCGCCUUCGGGCAGCGCUGGCUGGCCUGGGAGGUGACGGCCAGCAAGUACGUGCUGGAGGGCUACAGCAUCAGCGACAACAAUGCUGCCUCUAUGCUGCAGGUCUUUGACCUCCGCAAGAUCCUCAUCACCUACUACGUCAAGAGCAUCAUCUAUUACGUGAGUCGCUCGCCGAAGCUGGAGGCGUGGCUGAGCCACGAGGGCAUUGCAGCGGCUCUGCGGCCCGUGCGGGCGCCUGGCUAUGCCGACUCGGACCCCACCUUCUCACUGAGCGUGGAUGAGGACUAUGACCUGCGGCUCUCAGGCCUCUCGCUGCCCUCUUUCUGUGCGGUGCACCUCGAGUGGAUCCAGCACUGCGCCUCCCGGCGCGGCCAGCCCAUGGACCAGGACUGGAACUCGCCGCUGGUCACGCUGUGUUUUGGUCUGUGUGUGCUGGGCCGUCGGGCCCUGGGGACGGCCUCACACAGUAUGUCUGCCAGCCUAGAGCCCUUCCUCUACGGUCUGCACGCCCUGUUUAAGGGGGACUUCCGCAUCACUUCACCGCGCGACGAGUGGGUCUUUGCCGAUAUGGAUCUGCUUCACCGUGUGGUGGCACCUGGGGUUCGCAUGGCACUCAAGCUACACCAGGACCACUUCACAUCCCCAGAUGAGUACGAGGAGCCUGCGGCCCUGUAUGAUGCCAUCGCGGCCAAUGAGGAGCGGCUGGUCAUCUCGCAUGAGGGUGACCCAGCCUGGCGCAGUGCCAUCCUCAGCAACACGCCCUCCCUGCUGGCACUGCGCCACGUCAUGGAUGAUGCCUCCGAUGAGUACAAGAUCAUCAUGCUCAACCGGCGCCACCUUAGCUUCCGGGUCAUCAAGGUGAACCGCGAGUGCGUGCGUGGCCUGUGGGCCGGGCAGCAGCAGGAGCUGGUGUUCCUGCGCAACCGCAACCCUGAGCGCGGCAGCAUCCAGAAUGCCAAGCAGGCACUCCGCAACAUGAUCAACUCCUCCUGCGACCAGCCGCUGGGCUACCCCAUCUACGUGUCACCCCUGACCACUUCACUGGCCGACAGCCACCCCCAGCUGCGGGCCCUAUGGGGUGGCCCUGUCAGCCUGGGUGCCAUCGCCCGCUGGCUCCUGCGCAGCUGGGAGAGGCUUCAUAAGGGCUGUGGGGCCGGUUGCAAUAGUGGCGGGAACGUGGAUGACUCAGACUGUGGUGGGGGCGGCGGCGGCGGCUUGACCUCCCUCAGCAAUAACCCCCCCUUGGCACACCCCACACCUGAGAACACAGCAGGCAGUGGUGAUCAACCUCUCCCACCAGGCCCUGCUUGGGGGCCACGGCCUUCCUUGACUGGCUCCGGUGACGGGCGCCCCCCCCCUCUGCUGCAGUGGCCACCCCCUCGGCUCCCUGGACCGCCCCCUGCCUCCCCUGCCCCCACCGAGGGUCCCCGGCCCUCAUGGCCCCCUGUCCCUGGUCUCCUCAGUUCUGAGGGCCCCAGUGGGAAGUGGAGCCUGGGGGGUCGGAAGGGGCUAGGGGGAUCUGAUGGGGAGCCAGCCUCAGGGAGCCCCAAAGGAGGUACCACCAAAUCUCAGGUGCCCCUGGACCUCAGCCUCCCCCCAGAUGUCAGCACCGACACCUCACCCCCCAGAGCAGCCCAGGACAUUCCCUGCUUGGACAGCACUGCCCCUGAGAAUGACAGCCCCACAGGGGCCUUGGGCGACUGGCCUGCCCCCGCCGAGGAACGCGAGAGCCCUGCUGCCCAGCCCUUGCUGGAGCACCAGUACUGAGCGGCUGGCGCCCGCUGGACCUCAUCCCAGGAGUCCGUGACUUAGCCCGGCCUCCGGCCCUCUCUGCUGGACCACAGAGUUCAGUGGCUUUGGCUCCCACAUCUGAACCUUGACCUCUGGCUGCCUCAGCCAGAGCUCUAGAACUGAGUGGCCCUGACUUCUGACCUUGACCCCUGGUCUCUUAUCCCUAGUCCAGGGCCUGGGCUCCCCAGACUGAGGUAGUCAGCAUCCCAGCCAGGCCCUAAGAGCCAAGCCCAUGGGCUGGUCCCGUUUGGAGCCCGUGGCCAGGACUGACUCGCCCUGUGCCUGCACUGCCGCUGGCUUGGCCCCCUGGGCCUGGACCUGGGUCUGAAAUGUGGGAAGGGUGGUUUCUUUUCUUUUUUUUUUUUUUUUUGGUCAUUUUUUUU
Trichechus manatus latirostris (Florida manatee) is the source of this 6491-nucleotide messenger RNA. It is a transcript of the gene PCNX3, whose product is annotated as pecanex 3. The record is from RefSeq and is a predicted model, not a curated record. Gene Ontology annotation, cellular component: membrane. The transcript is spliced from 35 exons. The coding region runs from base 1 to 6084 and encodes 2027 amino acids. Lineage: Eukaryota; Metazoa; Chordata; Mammalia; Sirenia; Trichechidae.